GAGUGUGGUAAAAAAUUUGGUAAAAAUUUUGUCAAUCAGCUGUUCAAUCACACGGACCAGCAGCGGCGAAAGUAAAAGUUGCCUCGCACAUCUGUUAUCAAUUCCCUAAUCAGCGAUUACAUAUUUUCGCACGCCCGCGCGCUAUAACCCGUUACCACCACCGCGAUUAGGAAUGUUAUUGUUUUGAAUUUGAUAUUCUUACAACGCAGUGUCCUCGACGGCCGCUGUGUCACAGUCCAUACGUAACAAUAUUAAUAACAUUAAUGAAAUGGUUUUAAGCGUUGUGUCGUUUAAUCAGAAAAUCAGUGAAUCACAAUAAUAAUGAUCUGCACUGAUGUAGAACACCAUUGAAUUGUUACACAAAUGGGUAUGAAUUGUAGACACUCAAACAAGCAAUAAUAUGUUUCGUUCAAAAAAAUUGGUAAAACCGGAAAAUCUCCACUCGUUAGAGUAUCUCAAAUACAUCUAUACAGUAUUAAGCAAAAAUCAGAAUGUUGUGGAUACCAAUCGCACUUUGUUAGUUGAAUCGUUUAGGAGUAUGGCCGAAAUUUUGAUUUGGGGAGAUCAAAAUAGUCCAGCAGUAUUUGAGUACUUUUUGGAGAAUAAUAUGUUUAAUUACUUUCUACACAUCUUGAAUCAAAAGUGUGGAAAUUAUGUCUGUGUUCAAUUGCUUCAGACAUUAAAUAUUAUAUUUGAAAAUAUUAAAAAUAAGACUGCUUUAUAUUAUUUGCUCAGCAAUAACCAUGUUAAUAGCAUAAUCAUAAAUAAACUGGAUUUUUCUGAUGAGGAUGUUUUAGCUUAUUAUAUAUCUUUUUUAAAAACAUUAUCUUUUAAACUUAAUUUAAACACCAUUCAUUUUUUUUAUAAUGAGGCAACCAAUGAUUUUCCACUUUAUACAGAAGCAAUUAAGUUUUUCAACCAUCCUGAUUCUAUGGUACGUACAUAUGUUCGUACAUUGACACUUAAUGUUUACAGAGUUGAAGAUGAAAGCAUGUUACGAUUUAUCAGGGAUAAAACAUGUGCUCCAUAUUUUGGAAAUUUAGUUUGGUUUAUGGGUAAACAUGUUUUAGAAUUAGAUGCUAGUGCAAGAGCUAAACCAAUUGAUGUCGAUACUCAAAAAAAUAUUCAAGAUCAGUAUAGAGUAAAACUUGCAGAUCUUGUCAGUUCACAUCUAGACGAUUUACAUUAUUUGAAUGAUAUUUUAAGCUCAAAGGUUGAUAUGUUAAAUGAAGUGCUUGUUGAUCAUUUAAUGGAUAAACUGUUUGUGCCUUAUUAUAUUCAUUCGUUAGCACCGCCAGAUAAAUACAUUAUUGUUGAAACAGAAGAAUUUGUAGAUGCUGUAAAACAACAACCAUUGAUGAAUAGUGAUAUUUGUUUAUUUUUACUAACACAAGUUUUUUUAAUUAUUCAUCAGACUAAAUUAGUUACACCAUUAGCUAAAUAUUUAUUGGAAAGCAAUUUUUCUGCAAAGAAUCAAAUUACUGAAGAAACUAAAUUACGAGAUGAAGUAUCAGUAUUACCAGAAAAAGAAAAUGAAGAAAAAUCAGAUAUUGAAUCAAGCGAUGUUUUUGAUCUGAAAUCAUUAACAAGUAUGAACAUUACAGAUGAAGAAAAAGAAAUACUUUUAUCUAAAAAUGAAGCUGAUUCUGUACAUAGUCGCUGUCUAGAAUCGAUUUUCAGCCAAUUGAUAAUUGAAAAAUCUGACAGUUCUGCACUGUUUGGUAUAUGUUUAUUGUUUGCUAUAUCAGAAAAUUCAAGUCUUUCCAAAGAGUAUUAUGAAGGAUUUUUAACUCCCAUUAAAAGUGAAAAUAGUUCUUCAUUUGUUCAUUGUGAUGAAAGAAAUGAACUUAUAGAUAAGCUAGUUAACAUAAUUGCUGCUGUGUCAGAACCUGUUUGUUAUGUACGUUCAGUUACAUUAGAAAUGGCCAUAGCAUUACUGAAAAAAAUAACAAUUCACGAGGAACAGGUAUUUAUAUCUGACAGACAUAUUGCUGUUAUUCUUAAUACUAAAGAAAAGAUUUUACCACUUCUUAGACAAUUUUUUAAAAAAGAAGAAAUGUUUUUAGAACUUUUUGAAGAUGAAUAUAAUGAGAUGCAUAGAGAGGUACUUAAUGUUCAAAGACUUUUAAGUGAUUCCACAUUGUUACUUCCGCCUGCCCAUUCUCCAAUGACAGGAAUACCACUUUCAAAACGUUUACCAUGUGGGGAUGUUGAAAGAACAAGGCAUUUUAUCUGUGCUUUUCUUAAUAUACGUAAGUUAUUAAUGACUUUUGAAAGAAAAGAAGAAACACAAUUACCUUUAGUUGACAGAACUAAGUGUUUUGUAUUUGAUACUCCAAUUAACUUGAAUGGUAAUGAUUUAAUUACUUGCAUGAUAAUUGCUGAAAAUGGUGCAAAAACAAGACGUUAUCUAUCAAUCAUUAGCAGCCAAUUAGUACUAGUUGAGCCACAUAGUCGUUUUCUUGGUUGGGGUGUUUGCAAAUUGUCUUGUUAUCUUCAUGAUGCUGAAGUUACUAAAAUUGAUAACGAAACAAAAACUUUGCACAUUACUAUGCAUGAUACAAAAUAUAAACUUACAAAUACAGUAAAAUUAAUUUUUGAUGAUCAUAUUCGAUGUAAUGCAGCAAGACAGAAAUUAUUGAAUGGUCGUAUUAAAGCAAGAAGAAAACAACUUAAUCAAAUUGCAAGUUUAUUAGAAAUGACUAGCUGUGAAACAAAUUAUGCACCAUGUAAUAGUGCCCUAAAACAAAAACAUAAUCUAAGGAGCCAUUUCCCUGAUGUUGCUGUACAUACAUCUAAUGUGAUUAUGCCAUGUCCUAUUUCUAUGAGAUCUACAAAUAGUGAUGAAUGUAGUGCAGAAUCAAAUUGUAGUAGUGUGACACACUCCAGAGACCAAUCACCUUGCACGGCAAGCAAAAAUAAUCCAGAAUGUUCCAACUCUCAAAAGCAUUCUAUAGUUCAAAGUCAAGAGAAAACAGAUCCAAAGCGUAAAGGAAGAGUAGAAAAUGUUUAAAAUUUACAAAUAAGCUUGGAUGCUUUAACCAAUUUUGAUGAGCCAAAACACUAAGCAACAUCAAUGUUUCUCAUUUUGAAAUGAGUGUUAUGACUAAAUUGAUAAUGAGUAAUGACUUAAGUAUCAGUAAAUUAUUCAUAUAGUCUGGUGAUUAUUUUGUGAUAAAAUAUUAUUUCAUUUUUGA
This is a messenger RNA of Rhopalosiphum padi (bird cherry-oat aphid), 3197 nucleotides long. RefSeq names its product protein CLEC16A homolog (gene ema). Gene Ontology annotation, cellular component: endolysosome membrane; late endosome. Gene Ontology annotation, biological process: endosomal transport; endosome to lysosome transport; regulation of autophagosome maturation. The coding region runs from base 401 to 3013 and encodes 870 amino acids. Lineage: Eukaryota; Metazoa; Arthropoda; Insecta; Hemiptera; Aphididae. The record is from RefSeq and is a predicted model, not a curated record. The transcript is spliced from 19 exons.